GAGCAGGGCGUCGGGGAGCCGGAGCAGAGGAGCUCUCUCCUCCUCCCCGCGGGCGCACGCCCCGCCCGGCCGGCAGAGCAGCGCUACGGCCAAGGCCACCUCCCCCGGCAGGCGCUGCCCUGACCUCCCGCAGGGAGCCGCCAUGUCCCCAUUCCUCCGGAUUGGCCUGUCUAACUUUGACUGCGGGUCCUGUCAACAGUGCCAGGGGGAGGCCGUCAGCCCCUACUGUGCUGUGCUGGUCAAGGAAUUUGUGGAAUCAGAAAAUGGACAGAUGUAUGUCCAGAAAAAGCCGACAAUGUACCCACCCUGGGACAGCACCUUUGAUGCCCACAUCAACAAGGGCAGGGUGAUGCAGAUCAUUGUCAAGGGCAAGAACAUGGACCUCAUCUCCGAGACCACCGUGGAGCUCUACUCACUGGCUGAGAGGUGCAGGAAGAACAACGGGAGGACCGAGAUAUGGCUAGAGCUGAAACCUCAGGGCCGAAUGCUAAUGAACGCGAGGUACUUUCUGGAAAUGAGUGACACCAAGAACCUGAGUGAAUUUGAGUCCGAAGGCUUCUUCGCCCUGCACCACCGCCGGGGCGCCAUCAAGCAGGCCAAGGUCCACCAUGUCAAGUGCCACGAGUUCACGGCCACUUUCUUCCCACAGCCCACCUUCUGCUCUGUCUGCCAUGAGUUUGUGUGGGGCCUGAACAAGCAGGGCUACCAGUGCCGACAAUGUAACGCAGCGAUCCACAAGAAGUGCAUUGACAAGGUCAUCGCCAAGUGCACAGGCUCAGCCGUCAACAGCCGGGAAACCAUGUUCCACAAGGAGCGGUUCAAAAUCGAUAUGCCGCACCGCUUCAAGGUCUACAACUACAAGAGCCCCACCUUCUGCGAGCACUGUGGGACCCUGCUGUGGGGGCUAGCGCGACAGGGGCUCAAGUGUGACGCAUGUGGCAUGAACGUGCACCACCGGUGCCAGACCAAGGUAGCCAACCUCUGCGGAAUCAACCAGAAGCUGAUGGCGGAGGCACUGGCAAUGAUCGAGAGCACACAGCAGGCACGCAGCUUGCGGGACAGUGAGCACAUCUUCCGAGAAGGCCCGGUGGAGAUCGGUCUCCCCUGCUCCAUCAGGAGUGAACCCAGGCCUCCAUGUGCACCAACCACAGGGAAGAGAGAGUCGCAGGGCAUCUCUUGGGAGUCUCCUCCACUGGAUGACUUGGAGAGGGUCUGCCCUCGUCCGGAACCUGAGCUGAAUGUAGAAAGACCAGCUCUGCACACCAAACUGAAAAUCGAGGAUUUCAUCCUGCACAAAAUGUUGGGGAAAGGAAGCUUUGGCAAGGUCUUCCUGGCAGAGUUCAAGAAGACCAAUCAGUUCUUUGCCAUCAAGGCCCUGAAGAAGGACGUGGUGCUGAUGGACGACGACGUGGAGUGCACCAUGGUAGAGAGGCGCGUGCUUUCUCUGGCCUGGGAGCACCCCUUCCUCACUCACAUGUUCUGCACCUUCCAGACCAAGGAGAAUCUCUUCUUCGUGAUGGAGUACCUCAACGGGGGCGACCUCAUGUACCACAUCCAGAGCUGCCACAAGUUUGACCUCUGCAGAGCCACGUUCUAUGCUGCUGAAAUCAUCCUGGGGCUGCAGUUCCUCCACUCCAAAGGGAUUGUCUACAGGGACCUGAAGCUGGACAACAUCCUGCUGGACAGGGACGGCCACAUCAAGAUCGCCGACUUCGGGAUGUGCAAGGAGAACAUGCUGGGGGAUGCCAGGACCAACACCUUCUGUGGGACCCCUGACUACAUUGCCCCUGAGAUCCUGCUGGGUCAGAAGUACAACUGCUCAGUGGACUGGUGGUCCUUCGGUGUGCUGGUCUACGAGAUGCUCAUCGGCCAGUCGCCCUUCCACGGGCAGGACGAGGAGGAGCUUUUCCACUCCAUCCGCAUGGACAGCCCCACCUACCCCCGCUGGCUGGAGAAGGAGGCCAAGGACCUGCUGGUGAAGCUCUUCGUGAGGGAACCCGAGAAGAGGCUGGGGGUGCGGGGAGACAUCCGGCAGCACCCACUGUUCCGGGAGAUCAACUGGGAGGAGCUGGAGAGAAAAGAGAUUGAGCCGCCCUUCAGGCCCAAAGUGAAAUCCCCGCAGGACUGCAGCAACUUCGACAAGGAGUUCCUGAACGAGAAGCCCCGGCUGUCCUUUGCUGACAGGGCGCUCAUCAACAGCAUGGACCAGAACAUGUUCCGGAACUUUUCCUUCAUGAACCCGGGCAUGGAGCGCCUCAUCUCCUGAACCCAGCCCUGGAUACCUCCUGGGCAAAGACAAGAAACACUGCGCAGUGUGGCCUGGCCCACUCGUACCCGUGACCGGCGCCACCCAGGGCUCUGUCCUCCUGAGCACAGCUGUCACCAGGGGACGGUUCCCACCUGUGGAAAGCCGGGCCAGUGGGCCCAGGAGACACCCCUGCAGAUGGGGUGAACUGCCUGGUGGCUCCCCAGUUCCCUCGGCCAUAGACAGUCACCACAAACCCAUUUUUGUCAUAGCAGCAGAAGUGUAAAUGGGGGUGGGGGAGCCCCAAUUGGUUUGGAUGGGAACCCUUGACAAUAAACCUCACCUGAACUGUG
Messenger RNA from Erinaceus europaeus (western European hedgehog), 2598 nucleotides. It is a transcript of the gene PRKCQ, whose product is annotated as protein kinase C theta. Gene Ontology annotation, molecular function: ATP binding; diacylglycerol-dependent serine/threonine kinase activity. NCBI's taxonomy places the organism in Eukaryota, Metazoa, Chordata, Mammalia, Eulipotyphla, Erinaceidae. The coding region runs from base 143 to 2266 and encodes 707 amino acids. Gene Ontology annotation, biological process: peptidyl-serine phosphorylation; intracellular signal transduction. The transcript has 18 exons. The record is from RefSeq and is a predicted model, not a curated record.